AUGUUUGAUGUUGAUACUUUACCAUAUUAUAACCCCAGCAUAGAGAGGAAAAUCGCUAUCAUUACAGGUGGGAACAGUGGUAUCGGAUGGUAUACCGUGUUACAUCUAUACAUGCAUGGUUUUACGGUGUAUAUAUUUGGAAGAAAUUCCGUGAGAGUUAAUAAAGCUAUUGAUAAAAUUAUUAGGGAAGCUAAGCAUCGUUAUGAAACUUGUAAAGAUCCAUAUUUAAAAAGUAUAAUACAUAUGGGAGAUAUAAUAUAUCUUCACAUGGAUUUAUCUGACUUGCACUCUGUCGAUAAAGCAGCAAAAAAGUUUUUGAAAUUAGAAACAAAACUAGAUGUGUUAAUCAACAAUGCGGCAGUGAUGGCAUUGCCAUAUGAGAUUACUGAGGAUGGAUUUGAGAUUCAAUUACAGACAAACUAUAUUUCACCAUUUUUAUUAAGUGUGAAGCUGUUACCACUUUUGCAGAUUGCGAAAGGGAGGAUGAUAUCCUUAUCAUCCAUAGGUCACAACUUAGAACAAAUGCAUUUUAAAUUAAAUCAAUCGUUUGAUUAUAAACCUAAUAUGAUAUUCACGUGGUUUAGAUAUGCAGUUGCAAAGACUGCUGUAAUACAAUUUACCAAGAUGUUAUCAAUUAAAUACCCUGACGUGUUAUGUUUGUCGGUUCAUCCGGGAUUAGUUAUGAAUACGAAUCUAUUUAGUUAUUGGACUAGACUUCCGAUUGUAGGUAUAUUUUUUUGGAUGCUAUUUCAAUUGGUAGGCUUUUUUUUCGGGGUUUCUAAUGAAGAGGGAUCUAUUUCGACUUUAUAUUGUGCAUUAUCUGAAGAUUUAAGUCUCGAUAAUGAUAAUGGUAAAUAUUUCACCACAGGGGGUGUGGAAUCCACUCCAAGUCGCAUUGCAAACAAUUUAGACAAUGCGGCCUCGACAUGGAUCUGGACAAUACAUAGGUUGAGAGAACGAGGGUUUGAAGUAUGA
This is a messenger RNA of Tetrapisispora phaffii CBS 4417, 975 nucleotides long. RefSeq names its product Env9p (gene ENV9). Lineage: Eukaryota; Fungi; Ascomycota; Saccharomycetes; Saccharomycetales; Saccharomycetaceae. The record is from RefSeq and is a predicted model, not a curated record. The coding region runs from base 1 to 975 and encodes 324 amino acids. The transcript has a single exon.